This is a messenger RNA of Phragmites australis (common reed), 1483 nucleotides long. RefSeq names its product copper transporter 5.1-like. Bases 274 to 732 code for a protein of 152 amino acids. Gene Ontology annotation, cellular component: plasma membrane. The transcript has a single exon. NCBI's taxonomy places the organism in Eukaryota, Viridiplantae, Streptophyta, Magnoliopsida, Poales, Poaceae. Gene Ontology annotation, molecular function: copper ion transmembrane transporter activity. The record is from RefSeq and is a predicted model, not a curated record. Gene Ontology annotation, biological process: copper ion transmembrane transport; intracellular copper ion homeostasis.
GUCACUUGCCCACGAUUGCAUUCGAACAACGCAGCGCUCCAGACGCGGGAAUGCGCCCCUACGACGUUUGCCCCUGAUCUACCGCACUCCAAUGGCGCAAAGGUAAAAUAACCCAAACGGCGUGCCCCUUGCCGCAGCACAGGAUAAAAGGCCGUCCCUUUGAAGUCCCACCGAUCUUUUUCCUCGCCGGCAGUCCUCCUCCUCCGGUUCUCCCUCUUCUCCGCUCUCCUCCUGCCCGCCGGAGCCCGAGACCACCCUCCCUUCGCCGCCACCAUGAUGCACAUGACCUUCUACUGGGGCAAGUCCGCCACGAUCCUCUUCGACGGCUGGCGCACGGCCACGUGGACCGGCUACCUCCUCUCCCUGCUCGCGCUGCUCCUCGCCGCCGCCUUCUACCAGUACCUCGAGGCCUUCCGGAUCCGCGUCAAGCUGGCCGCAGGCGGCGGGUCCAAACCCUCCUCCAUCCCGCCGCCCGCCAGCUCCGGCGACGCGCGGGCGCCGCUCCUCGCGCCCGCCUUCGCCGCCGCGGGGCGCUGGCCGGCGCGGGUGGUGGAGGCGGCGCUUUUCGGGGUCAACUCCAGCUUGGGUUACCUCCUCAUGCUCGCCGUCAUGUCGUUCAACGGCGGCGUGUUCGUCGCCGUCGUCGUGGGGCUCGCCGCCGGGUACCUCGUGUUCCGCAGCAGCGACGGGGAGGACCUCCUCCUCGUCGAUAACCCCUGCGCCUGCGCGUAAGGGGGCGGGGUCGCCGGCUUGCCCCAGGUUUGAUUUUUUGUUGUUGUAUAAUACAAGUAUGAUAAUAAAAUCAUGUACAAAUUCAAUUAUGCGAUCGGAGGAUUUUAAAUGUUUGUGUUAGUUUCGGGGAAUUGUAAAGAAUAGAAAAGUUGCCUUAUUUCUUCGGGCCAAUUAAUUAUUUGACACCGUUAAAAAUGGAAUUCGUUUAUUAUCACUCUCUUAUUGACUUGGAUAGUUGGAUGGCAUUACAAUCAAAAGAGCCAAAGUUUUGGAUAGCAAAUCAUCAAUUUUUCCUAUUUCUUUCAGCAAAUUGAUGAAUUGAUGCCGUUGUGAACAACGAACGGGAAAAAAAAGGUCCCUUUGCCAGUUAAUUGAGAUCACAUUAAGAAAGAUUAACUCUAGAACGGACAUUUUUUUUUUUUGUUUGCGUUGCGACGAAUCCAAGAAACAGAAAUGGCCUUGCCAUCUGCAGGAAGCAUAGCCACACCUGAUGGAAGAGGAGCUUAGAUCCGAUCAUUGGAAAGAGAACUUUUGUCCUGUAUUGCCCUCUUUAUGCAUGAUACCUGCCUAUCCCUACGUCUGUGAGUACAGAAAAGGAAGAAGAGAUGGGGAAACUGUUGUUUCUGUUUGGUGUAAUAAAAGGGUAACUAUCCAGUUUUGCUUGUUCAUCUCCAAUUUCCGAUGCUUGCUUGCUGGUUGAUAGCUAGCUGAACGUUUGAAAGAACAACGAAUAUGUUGAUUUGUUCGGCAA